AUGUCUUGUAAUAUUUCCUCCAAUAAUAUUACUUCUUCCAUUCAUCAGAUGGUUCUUCUUACUGAAAUAUUUAUGAUGCUCCUGUUUAUUAUGUUAUCCAAAACAAGUGCUACUGAUGAUUUUAACAUUACUUCGUUAGAGAGAAAAGCUUUGCUUGCAACUAAAUGGUGGCCGGGGCAUUUAAAUGCUUCAUAUCAUUGUAGAGAUUGGAAUGAAAUCACAUGCAAUGAAGCAGGAAGUGUAGUUUCUAUAGAGAUCUUCGACCCCAUUUAUGGUUCCUCUGAUGAAGGUCCACAUGAUCUGCGAAGCCUAGACUUUUCUGCAUUUCCUAACCUUGGUAGCCUUUUCAUUCAAAGCUUUAGGCUUGAAGGAAGCAUUCCAGAGGAGAUUGGUUUGCUAUCAAAUCUGAGCGUGCUCUCACUUGCAGGGAAUCGCCUCACUGGUACGUUACCUGUUUCACUCACCAAUCUCGCCCAUUUAGAACACCUCGAUCUUGCUGGUAACAAUUUCAGUGGUAACAUACCUGUUUCACUCACCAAUCUCACCCAUUUAAGAUACCUUUAUCUUUCUGGUAACAAUUUCAGUGGUAACAUACCUGUUUCACUCACCAAUCUCGCCCAUUUAGAAAUCCUUGCUCUUUCUAGCAACAAUUUCAGUGGUAACAUACCUGUUUCACUCGCCAAUCUCACCCAUUUAGAAUACCUUUAUCUCAGUGGAAACCAACUUAUUGGUCCAAUCCCACCAUCUUUUGGUUCCAUGGUAAAUCUCACAGUCCUUGACUUGAGCACAAAUCACUUGAAUGCAUCUAUCCCACAGGAACUAAGUAACUUGCAAUACUUAGAAGUGCUGAACCUGGGCGACAACUUUCUUCAUGGCCCAAUCCCUAUUAUAAGUUUUCGUAAUCUUAGCAAACUGAAAUUUUUAAACCUCGGCAUGAACCGCAUCAGUGGCCCCAUCCCUCUAGGAUUAGCAAAUUUGACCUACUUAGAUUCUCUCGACCUUAAUCAUAACUAUCUUGAGGGUCCUCUUCCUCAAGAAUCUGAAAAGCUGUCAAAACUUUCUUAUCUUGAUCUUUCAUUUAACAAUCUUUCAGGAAACGUCAUGAAGUUUCAAGAUCCAUGUAAUCUGAGACAUUUAGACCUAUCUAAUAAUCUUUUGACUGGAGGCAUCACAACACCACAUGUUUGCAAUUUUUUAAACUAUCUGGACCUUAGUAGUAAUAAUUUAGUAGGAGAGAUAUCAACUUUAGAUUUCUACAAUUUUCUCACACACAUUAAUUUUUCUAACAAUCAUCUCACAGGGAUCAUUCCUGAUAAUCUAGAAAACCAGUACGUAGAUAUUGACUUAUCAAACAAUGACUUCACUCGAAAAUCUACCCAAAAAAACAACAAGCACAUUGUCUAUUUGGACAUUUUUCUUCCUCUCUUCUUUGGAAUUAGCUUCUUAAUGAUUUGUUGUGUGCUUUACCGUCGUAAAAAGGUUCCCACAGAGAAAAUUCAUAUUGAAACGAUAAAACAUGGAGAUGUGUGCUCCAUAUUGAACUACGAUGGAACAAUUGCAUACGAAGACUUCAUCACGGCUACAGAGGACUUUGACCUCAAAUACUGCAUUGGAACCGGUGGAUAUGGCAGUAUUUAUGAAGCCAAACUGCCUAGUGGUAGGGUAUUUGCUUUAAAAAAACUCCAUCGGUUUGAAGCAGAGCAGCCAGCAUUUGACCAAAGUUUUAAGAAUGAGGUCCAAAUGUUAACCAACCUAAGGCACAAAAACAUUGUCAAACUGUAUGGUUUUUGUUUACAUAACAAAUGCAACUUCCUUGUUUAUGAAUAUAUGGAAAAGGGUAGCUUGUUUUGCGCUCUGAGUAACAGUGAAUUUGCCGUCCAAUUGGAUUGGAUCAACAGGGUGAACAUUGUCAAACAGGUAGCUCAUGCCUUGGCAUAUAUGCAUCAUGAUUGUAUACCACCAAUCAUUCAUAGAGACAUAUCAAGCAACAACAUUCUAUUGAACUCCGAGAUGGAAGGAUUUGUCGCCGAUUUUGGAGCAGCGAGAUUGCUCGACUGUGAUUCGUCCAACCAAACGGUUGUAGCUGGAACCUUGGGAUACAUUGCUCCAGAACUUGCGUUUAGCAUGAUUGUGACAGAGAAAUGUGACGUGUAUAGCUUUGGGGUGGUGGCACUUGAAACAAUUUGCGGAAAGCAUCCCGGGGAUCUCCUGUCGUCUUUAAACCGUUCUAAUGGGCAAGAUAUAUUAUUGGACGAUGUAUUGGACCCACGACUGCCUUACCCAACUGACCAGCUGAUCCGAACGGAUAUUGCUCGUGUUUUUCAACUAGCAUGGGCAUGCAUUCUCACAGAUCCGAAGUCCCGUCGCACAAUGAAAAUCAUUUCACAAGAAUUUUCACGUUAAAACAAUCGUAUUCGUAUA
Erigeron canadensis is the source of this 2421-nucleotide messenger RNA. RefSeq names its product probable leucine-rich repeat receptor-like protein kinase At1g35710. The record is from RefSeq and is a predicted model, not a curated record. Gene Ontology annotation, molecular function: ATP binding; protein binding; protein kinase activity. Lineage: Eukaryota; Viridiplantae; Streptophyta; Magnoliopsida; Asterales; Asteraceae. The coding region runs from base 1 to 2403 and encodes 800 amino acids. The transcript has 2 exons. Gene Ontology annotation, biological process: protein phosphorylation.